This is a messenger RNA of Anopheles coluzzii, 1552 nucleotides long. RefSeq lists its product as uncharacterized. Lineage: Eukaryota; Metazoa; Arthropoda; Insecta; Diptera; Culicidae. The transcript has a single exon. Bases 521 to 1105 code for a protein of 194 amino acids. The record is from RefSeq and is a predicted model, not a curated record.
AAGCAAUAAAAUGUAUGUUUAAACCUGAAAAAAAACAAUAACAUGUUUACUUACGUAGACAGAGCUGCUGCUCCUGCCGUUCCGGGAUUCUUCCUCCCAGGUUCCGAUUAAAUUUGCGGUGAAAAUCCUCAUUUGACAGGUUCGAGCGCGCGUUGAGCAAUUAUUCCCGACCAGCGCCCGACAAGGAUAAUUAGAUUACUCCCAUGCACCGCCAUCGGUGUAGCACGGAAAAAGGGAAAAACAACCAUCUUCUAGCCGCCGCCGUAUCUCGAGAAGUCAAUGCAAGAUUUUCAUCCAUCGCUAAAAUAAAAAAAGAGAGAAGUAAGAGAAUAAUAUUAGCAUAAUGUUUGCUAGUGAACGUGACUUGCAUCGCACCAUCACACCAACAGGAACAGGAACUUACCACCAAAAGCGGGUAUAAAAGCUGCAGUACCGCACCAUUCGGGACUGCAGAGAGCGACUGCUUGCCGGUGCGCUGUGAACAAACCCAAGUGAGCAGUGAGUGUGUUACCGCGUUACCAUGGCACGGGUAACGCUUGCGCUGGCCGUUUCCCUGGCAGCUUACGCGGCCUACUACUACGUGCACUUUGCCGAAGCGCAACCGAUCGGAUCGUUGGUACUGGCGGUACCACACUCCCAGCAGCAGCAGCAGCCCGGUUCGUCCACCUUCGACGAGGGCACUAUAAAUCAUCUUCAGCAGCAGCACCAACGGCUCAAGGAUACGAACGUUUACCGAGCGAGAUCGAAAAUGCGACCGCACGAUCGAAAGUACCCUGGCGUAAUUGGUGCCUAUCAAGCGUACCGCCGGACUGUACAAGGACCUCAGCUGAUACAGCGUAACCCGGCCACAGCGGACCGGUUUGCCGACGAUCCGGCUGUGGACGAGCAGGACCAGAUGCGGUUUAGCUUGGAGGGUUUUCUAACCGGCGCCAGGACGCCAACACUGCUGAACGAUGACGAGGAGGAGGAGGAGGACGAGGAUCAUGAGCAGGGAGGUGAUGGGUUGGUGAAACGGUUCGACGAUUAUGGCCACAUGCGGUUCGGCAAGCGGGGCGGCGAGGGCGACCAGUUCGAUGACUAUGGGCACAUGCGGUUUGGCCGAUAAGCAGGCGGGAUAAAGGGACAUUCGAAGGGGCUUUGGAAGUAGGUGGUGGUGUGUGUAUUUUUUGUGGGGAAAACACUUGUUUGUACGGUUACUAGCGCAAAAAAAAAACAAAAAAAUGCAAUAUGGGGUGGUAAAUAAAGCAAAACUGCUCUGUCUGUGUGUGUGAAGUAUACUCUGAACAAUUACUAUUUCUCAUUAAUGCAUUUUUAUAAUUACAUUAAAAUGAAAAAAAAAGAUUUUUCUAAAUAUUCACCACCAUUCAACUUCACCCGGAAAAGUUCCAGUUCCGGCAUGGGUUUUCCGCUUUAUUUUUAAAUGUUACAAAUUUCGAUUGAAUUACGCACUAGAAAAUGAGAUGAAAUGCUGCUGCAGGAAGGAGAUGUGAAACAACAAAUUCGAGAGGGAUGGUUCGCCGGGAGGGGGGGAAGGUGGUCACUGGAAGCAACG